This is a messenger RNA of Eutrema salsugineum, 1277 nucleotides long. Its product is annotated as heme-binding-like protein At3g10130, chloroplastic. Lineage: Eukaryota; Viridiplantae; Streptophyta; Magnoliopsida; Brassicales; Brassicaceae. The transcript is spliced from 9 exons. The record is from RefSeq and is a predicted model, not a curated record. The coding region runs from base 190 to 1131 and encodes 313 amino acids.
CCAUGCCCUGAUUCUUCUUCCCGGCGGCGCGUGUUCCAACAGACGCUUCUCCUCCUCCUCUUCCUCCUUGCCGGAGCGAUUUUAACUCGCCGUCCCCUCCUGGUGGCUUCUGCCGAGAUACUUCUUCUAUUAAUUUUCCGGGAGAAACAGUGAAGGAGAAUCUGGUGUUGGGCGAUUGCGAAGAGAGCAAUGAUGAUCGCCACUGCAUCAUCCCUUUCUCUUCUCUCUUCUUCAUCUCACCAUAAAUUCUCCGUCGAUCUCUGUUCUUAUCCAAAGCCUUACCGGAGAUGCUCGAUAUUUUGCUCCGGCGUCAGAACGGCUCGAGUGAUGGAUAUGGACAGAGCUACGCGGCGGCGGCGGCAGAGCCGACAUUUGUCCGCCACUGAAGCUCGAGUUUCUCUUGUUCUCGCUCUCGCCUCUCAGGCCUCCUCUGCCUCUCAACGCCUUUUGGCUGAUUUGGCGGUGGAGACUGCAAAAUACGUUUUUCCGAAGAGGUUCAAUAGUUCAAAUCUGGAAGAAGCGUUCAUGUCUGUUCCGGAUCUCGAGACAAUGAACUUCAGAGUUCUAAGUAGGACAGAUAAAUACGAGAUUAGACAAGUCGAGCCUUAUUAUGUGGCCGAGACUACAAUGCCAGGGGAAACUGGAUUCGACUUCUAUGGUGCUUCUAGGUCUUUCAAUGUGUUAGCUGAAUACCUGUUUGGUAAGAACACAGUAAAUGAGCAAAUGGAGAUGACGACCCCUGUUGUUACUCGUAAAGUCCAAUCUGUUGGAGAAAAGAUGGAAAUGACUACUCCUGUAAUCACAAGCAAGGCAAAAGAUCAAAGCCAGUGGCGGAUGUCUUUUGUCAUGCCCUCAAAGUAUGGUUCGAAUUUGCCAUUUCCAAAAGACCCUUCAGUCAAAAUUCAGGAGGUGCCAGGAAAGGUUGUUGCUGUUGUCGCCUUUUCAGGCUAUGUUAACGAUGAAGAGGUUGAGAGGCGGGAGCAAGAACUAAGGAGAGCUCUUCAAUAUGACAACAAGUUUCGAGCGAGAGAUGGAGUUUCAGUUGAAGUUGCGCAGUACAAUCCACCAUUCACUCUCCCGUUUACCCGUCGCAACGAGGUCUCUCUCGAAGUUGAAAGCAAAGAAGAUUAGCCCCUUCCCUGGUAUAUUCAUACAUACAUACAUACAUGUAUAUACACUGUAAAAUACAAUUACAACUUGUGUUAAAAAAGACAAAACGCGUUUACUUCAGUGUAUAUGAAUUUGAGUGGUAAAUGGUCUUGCAAACCUUUUCUACA